AUGCAACUCAGCCAUUCCCGUUUCCUAUCAUCUGCAUCCAAGUUGACUGCCCUUUCAUCCCACGAGUCGCGAGCUGGUGGGACCCUAGGAUUUUUCACUUGCGGAUACCUUACCCAACCUAGACUUUGGAUUGUCCUACGACUGACAAGCACAGCCCUCGCUCUUGUUCACGGCUCUUGUUCUCGUCGCCUCCAAGGACCGAAUCCGUCGACGUGUCGCUCAUCAGUGCGCCAAAUUGGUGAUGAAUUGUUCCGGAAAGCGGAAUCCGGGACGUGGGUGCUGGUCCCUGGGUCGCGGCUCCAAGCUGCCCCCUGGUCCUCCCAUCGCCCUACUCUGAAAGAUGGGACGCCAUCUUCGCCAUGCCACGCCUUGAGGCGCCUUUCGGGUUUACUCGGACAGAUGGCAGAUCGUGGACACCGGCUGCUCGGGUCCUUUGUGUUCGGGAGGCUGAAGCCUGCUCGCCUCACGUCCUUCAUGCUUUCGGACAUCAUCUCUCGGCCCCGAAGAGUUCAUUCCAACUUCUGCGUCUAG
Molecule: messenger RNA, 531 nt
Organism: Colletotrichum tamarilloi
Lineage: Eukaryota; Fungi; Ascomycota; Sordariomycetes; Glomerellales; Glomerellaceae
Exons: 1
Coding region: 1-531 (176 amino acids)
Source: RefSeq, a predicted model, not a curated record